Molecule: messenger RNA, 804 nt
Organism: Anguilla rostrata (American eel)
Lineage: Eukaryota; Metazoa; Chordata; Actinopteri; Anguilliformes; Anguillidae
Product: zinc-binding protein A33-like
Exons: 1
Biological process (GO): protein ubiquitination
Cellular component (GO): cytoplasm
Molecular function (GO): protein binding; ubiquitin protein ligase activity
Source: RefSeq, a predicted model, not a curated record
AAAGCAUUUUCUGACAUUGGUCUCCUGGUUCCACUGACUCUUGACCCCAACACUGUACAUCCCUGUCUCUCUCUGAGCGAUGACCUGACCAGAGUGAGAAAUACUGGAGAUAAACACCCACUCCCCGACAACCCAGAGAGGUUCGACUUCGGUGUGGCCGUACUGGGCUCCGAGGGCUACACCUCAGGGAAGCACAGCUGGGAGGUGGAGGUGGGGAACAAACCCUCCUGGAGUUUGGGCGUGGCGAGGAAGUCCGUCGACAGGAAGGGGCAGAUAAGAGCAAUCCCAGAAAAGGGCUUCUGGGUUCUUUCCCAGAGGAACUGGGACCUGUACGGAGCGUGCUCCUCAGAGAAAAAGUGCAUCAAACUGAGGAGGAAGCCCCAGAGGAUCAGAGUGCAGCUGGACUAUGACAGGGGGGUGGUGUCCUUCUUUGAUCCCAGUGACAUGACACAGAUCUACACCUGCAAAGGUACAUUUAGAGAGAGAAUGUUUCCCUUUCUGUCCCCUUAUCUAAGUGAAGAUGGCAGUAACCCUGGGGCUCUGACAAUAUGCCCUGGGAGCGUGUCGAUAAUAGCGAUGUCAUUCCAGUGAGCUUGUUUAAGUGCUGUCAUUCUACUGAACAUGUCUAUUAGUGAUGUCAUUCCAGUGAGCAUGAUUAACAGUGCUGUCAUUCCAAUGAGCAUGAUUAACAGUGAUAUCAUUCCAGUGAGCAUGUUUAACAGUGAUGUCAUUCCAGUGAGCAUGAUUAACAGUGAUAUCAUUCCAGUGAGCAUGUUUAACAGUGAUGUCAUUCCAGUGAGCAUG